GCAUCGAUCGGCUGAGAGUAUCUGAGUACGCGCAUACGAUUUUCAGACUCCACUCGUAUGGACGCAACACUAACUCUCCUGGUUCGUCUUUUAUCUUUAAAUUUACGGCUACAUAAGCCCUAAACCCCUAAAUAUCUGCUCCCAACAACAUCACCAUUUUAACCUUAUCUUCUCUUCAUCUCUCUCUCUCUCUCUCUCUCGCUCUCUCGCCAGCUCUCCGUGCAAUUGCUUCUUGCCUUGUCUAAUGGUGACACUCAAUGCAUAUCUACUCCCCAAAAAUAUAAUUUCCUCGUCAUUAAUAUCUUCAGAAUCAAGUGUGAGGUCUUCUGCUCCAAUCUAUGCCUCCAUUUCUCGGGUUCCGCUCGUUUCUGCCUUUCGAUUCAAUUCCUUAUCUUACUUCCCAACUCGUUCUUCCUCCAACUCCUCUGCCUCCUGGACGCCCAUUCGAGCGGCGGUCGGUGGAGAUUACACUUCAAGGAGGAGUAGUAGCAACGAGCCUAGGGAGACUAUUUUGCUACCCGGCUGUGAUUACAAUCACUGGCUCAUCGUAAUGGAAUUUCCCAAGGAUCCCGCACCCACGAGAGAACAGAUGAUUGAGACUUAUCUCAAUACUCUCGCUACCGUAUUGGGCAGGAUUGCCUGGAGUCCUUUGGGUGUUGCCAGAUUCAUAUAUUGAUGUGAAGAAUAAGGACUAUGGAGGUGACAAAUACAUUAAUGGAGAGAUAAUUCCUUGUAAAUACCCCACCUAUCAACCAAAGCAACGUGGUGGAUCGAAAUAUGAGAGCAGAAGGUAUGAAAGGCGGAGGAGUGCUCCUCCCCCUGAGCGAAGAAGACCCAGACAGGAGGCAACCCCGCCAGAGUCAGCCUCUGGAUGAGGUACUGGAGUCAGUUGUUUUUUUCCCCCAUGGAUUAAAUCUUUAACAUUAGUACUUUUUGGGAAACUUGUAUCUGCAGAUGACUGAUGUUUUGUUAACAAACAUUCAUGUCUGCACAUUUGUGCUAGAGAGGCUGUCAUGCACAUAGUUGAAAACCAGAGUUUACAGGACACUUUUUAAAUUUUUAUCAUGUUUGGUUGCUUGUUUAUUUGUACAUCAUGGAAGCUACAGUUAAUUGUGACCCAGAGAAAGAAAAUUUAAUAUUUUUUGUGAAAUUAUAAUGUAUGGGAAAGUUUUGUAA
This is a messenger RNA of Macadamia integrifolia, 1176 nucleotides long. RefSeq names its product DAG protein, chloroplastic-like. Gene Ontology annotation, biological process: cytidine to uridine editing; chloroplast RNA modification. NCBI's taxonomy places the organism in Eukaryota, Viridiplantae, Streptophyta, Magnoliopsida, Proteales, Proteaceae. Gene Ontology annotation, cellular component: chloroplast. The record is from RefSeq and is a predicted model, not a curated record.